Molecule: messenger RNA, 1265 nt
Organism: Rhododendron vialii
Lineage: Eukaryota; Viridiplantae; Streptophyta; Magnoliopsida; Ericales; Ericaceae
Product: ras-related protein RABC2a
Exons: 6
Coding region: 254-901 (215 amino acids)
Molecular function (GO): GTPase activity; GTP binding
Source: RefSeq, a predicted model, not a curated record
UCGACACACAUCAUACAUGUACUCUCUCUCUCUCUCUCUAAAAGUCACGCAUCUGGAUAUUCGACACCCAUCAUACAUGUACUCUCUCUCUCUCUCUCUAAGAUAGUGUGAUAGAUACACUAUAGAUACCAUUCACUUUCCUCUUUUUUUAGGCUUUUGUUCUGUAUCUCCCUCUUUAAAUACACACACAUUGUCACUUUCCUUGUUGGUGGUGCUGUUGUUGUAGAGAGAGAGAGAGAGAGAUUGAUGAGCAAUGGUGUCGUCGUCGGGGCAAAGCAGCAGCAGCAACAACAAUUACGAUCUGUCAUUCAAGAUCUUGUUGAUCGGCGACUCAGGCGUCGGCAAAAGCAGUCUCCUAGUCAGCUUCAUUUCUAACUCCCUCGAAGAUCUCGCCCCUACCAUCGGUGUGGAUUUCAAGAUCAAGCUGUUGACGGUUGGUGGCAAAAGAUUGAAGCUUACAAUUUGGGAUACUGCUGGACAGGAGAAGUUCAGAACGUUGACUAGCUCUUACUAUAGAGGUGCCCAGGGCAUUAUUCUUGUUUAUGAUGUGAUGCGGAGAGAAACCUUUACAAACUUGUCAGAUGUAUGGGCUAAAGAACUAGAUCUUCACUCCACUAACCAGGAUUGCGUUAAAAUGCUUGUCGGAAAUAAAGUUGAUUUAGAAUCUGAAAGGGUUGUUAGUAGAGAAGAAGGGAUUGAACUUGCAAAAGAGCAUGGAUGUUUGUUUCUUGAAUGUAGUGCUAAAACUCGAGAAAAUGUGGGACAAUGCUUUGAAGAGCUUGCUUUAAAGAUAAUGGAGGUUCCUAGUCUUCUAGAAGAAGGGUCCACAGCAGUUAAGAGAAAUAUCUUGAAGCAAAAGCAAGAUUCCCGAAAGCAACCUAGUAGCAGUUGUUGCUCAUGAAAUUCUACGACAGAGAUUGUGGUCUCGGAAGUCACCAAGCAGUCCUGCUCGUAGUUGUCUGAGCUGUCACGCAACCGUUCCUCAUCAAUUUAUGUACAUUGCCCUUUUUUCCCUGUAUAUUUCUACUGUUGUGCAUUGUUUGCCUUCUACUGUUGUGCUUGAUUUGUCCAAACUAGUCUUAGCGGUUCUUGGAGUAUUGGCUGUGCGCUGUGAAGUAACAUGUAUUAGAUCGUGUAAAGUUUGAUUUUCUUCGUCUCCAAUUCGUUUGUUUGUUAAUCGUCACACUGCAAGUUGUAUGAACACAAAUCCGCAUGCCUUUCAUCUGAUUUAAUGCGAGUUGUUUAUUUGGUGUUUUUAAAUGGAA